Molecule: messenger RNA, 336 nt
Organism: Aplosporella prunicola CBS 121167
Lineage: Eukaryota; Fungi; Ascomycota; Dothideomycetes; Botryosphaeriales; Aplosporellaceae
Exons: 2
Coding region: 1-336 (111 amino acids)
Cellular component (GO): EKC/KEOPS complex
Source: RefSeq, a predicted model, not a curated record
AUGGCGUCCACCGACGACCUCCCCUGCACACUCACGCUCACCAUACCGCUCCCCACGCCCACGCACGCAACGACAGCCGCCCGCGCCCUCUCCGUCGACGCAGAGCUCUCGCCCCUAGUGUCGCGCACCAUCGCCGUCUCAAGCGCCGACCCCUCCGCCCUCGACGUGCGCUACCGCGCCGCGACGAACCGCAUGCUGCGCGUGGCCGUGAACGGCUUCUUCGAGAGCCUGGGCGUCGUGCUGGGCGUCAUGGAGGAGCUGGAUGUCGAUACGGUGCUGCUGCCUGGGAAGGAAAGUGUGGGUGGCGCGCAGGGGCUGGGCGAGGUUAAGGCGUGA